This is a messenger RNA of Plenodomus lingam JN3, 774 nucleotides long. RefSeq lists its product as uncharacterized. The record is from RefSeq and is a predicted model, not a curated record. Lineage: Eukaryota; Fungi; Ascomycota; Dothideomycetes; Pleosporales; Leptosphaeriaceae.
AUGAUGCAAUCCUGCUCUGCCCUUCCACAUGUUCCGCAAAUGUGCUCCAUAAGCCUCAGUCCCCUGCGCACCAAACGACGUGUUGACCACGAACGCCACGCUUCCGAAGUACUACAACGUCCACGGCCCAUGAGUGUCGCGUCACAUGCACCGAUGCAGCAUACCAAGAGAGCUUCCAUAUACGUGUCUGACGCCUCCAUCAUUCUCGCCCAAAGAGCGCCCAUGGUCUCUCCAACCUCACAGCAGGGCGCAUUGGCGUCGCCUAGCAACGAGACCUUGGAUGUCGACCAUUAUGCAAUUCUCGAGCUGGAUCCACAUGCAACCACCGAGGACAUCAAAGCCGCCUAUCGUCGACUGCGAGCAGUGUAUUUCCAAAGCGAUGCCAAGAAAUACCGCGCGUUGCAGGCAGCUUUCGACACUCUCCUGGACCCGGAAGCGCGCCAAGUCUACGAUUCAAGUUACGCAGCACGUGCAUCCUCGCUAGAAGGCUCGGAUCCAAAACACGAGCGGAAAGAUAGUGUGACUGGGACCGAUGGUGGAAUUGCCACCGUGCUUGAAGAGGAGGACGAGGAUGCUACUACAUGCGCACGCACUGAGGACCCGAAUUGGGCGUUGAAACGACAUCAACGACUGUACGCUCCUCUGAUUGGUACUCGGCCAUAUUGGUCGUAUGUCCCAAUGUCUACUGCGUACGACUUCAAAAAUCCGAAGCGAUCCAAUUGCCAUAGACCAACGUAUGUCGGGCGACUAGCGACCAUGUCAUUACCCAAUUGA